UUGAUUUACCAGAUAAUGCGUCAUAUUUUUACAGGUCCUUCCACUGCUUUAGGUGACGACUCGCGCGCUACGCGAUCAUGCAAUGCAUCCCUGCACGAUAUGUCUACUGUUGAGGCGGAACAUAUAGCAUACGCUUGUGUUCAGGCACGCUUCGCAAUCAGUAAUAAAAACAAAUGGGCCGAAGCCGACGGUGAAUUCAAUUACUGGGCCUUUUACUACAACAUUAUCGACUUUAUUCAUGAGUGCGAGGAUCGAGAUUGGGCGCAGGGACUUCUUAAAUGGUGGAACAAGUAA
This is a messenger RNA of Suillus subaureus, 294 nucleotides long. RefSeq lists its product as uncharacterized. The record is from RefSeq and is a predicted model, not a curated record. The annotation marks the transcript as partial. Lineage: Eukaryota; Fungi; Basidiomycota; Agaricomycetes; Boletales; Suillaceae. The transcript is spliced from 2 exons.